Molecule: messenger RNA, 2418 nt
Organism: Chlamydomonas reinhardtii
Lineage: Eukaryota; Viridiplantae; Chlorophyta; Chlorophyceae; Chlamydomonadales; Chlamydomonadaceae
Exons: 6
Coding region: 607-1818 (403 amino acids)
Cellular component (GO): membrane
Source: RefSeq, a predicted model, not a curated record
GUCAGGCGUAGCCGACAGCCUCGGCAGCGAGCGGGCUGGUCGGGCCUGUCAACUGUGGAUAAUGCAGAUCAAGAUUAUUUAAAAAAACAGCAAGUGUCUGCCAGCAGCCCGCCGACCGCGAGCCGGGUUAUUUUUACGCCGAUUACCGCUCGAGCCUUCUUCGCGCCCGCUGAUUUGUCCUUUGAAAGCAUAAUGUAGACCUGAUAUGAUUGAACGUACCUAAGCCUUGCUGCACUGCUGUUGGGAGCCGGAGGUGAGCGUGGUCAUCUCCCUGGGGCUUACCUCCCUUAGCUCUGGUUUCCAUCCGGGGCAUAUAUGAGAGCCGGCGCGGAGUACACUAUAUACUUAGUCUAGCAUUCCGCAUAAACUACAAGCGAACUGCACAGCACAAGUUGUCUUAACUCUUGAGCUUCGGACAGACAAGUUUCUGUGCUCUUUUGCCCGCGCGCAUUGAAUUGCAUAGGCGCUGUGACUUGUAAUAACGUGCACGUCUACCAGGGCCCGAAACAAGUGCGCGGUGUCCACCGGCCUUUCGAUUGCCCUGAAAGCCCGUCCGGCGCCUCGCCGAAGCAGGGCUAUCGCCAGCUUCCUUAGCACCUCAUCAACAUGCCCAACAAUGGGACGUGGGCGACGGGAGAUGACCUACUGGUUCAGCUCUUCGGCGAGAUGCCAUCCAUGGCCCCCGCCGUGCUCGCGCUUAUCCUCUACGCGCUCGGCGGCCUGGUCGCACUGAUCCUGACCUGUCGCACCAAAGCCUGGUUCAUGAGCGUCGUCACCAUCACUGCAUGGCUUGAAGCCCUGGGCUUUGCAGCGCGAGUGAUGGUCAUCAACAGCCCCAACCUGAACGUGUACAUUGGCAUGCAAGCGCUGCUCAUCAUCACGCCAGUCAUCCUGCCGCUGGUGGACUACAUCGUGGUGGGCCGCCUGGUGGGGCUGGGCGACCCGGCGGCCCUGCACCGCUGGAUCAAGCCCGUCUACAUCCCGCGCUUCUUCCUGGCGUCCGACGUGUUCACGCUCAUGCUGCAGGGCGCCGGCGGCGGCCUCAUCAGCGGCACCGACCCCAAGUCCCGCGACAUGGGCCGUAACCUGCUGCUGGCGGGCUUGUUCAUGCAGCUGGGCUUCUUCACCUGUUUCUCUUGGCUUACCGCCUGGGUGCAGACCAGCAAGGACUUCGCCCUGCGCGACCGUACGGCGGCGGCGGGGCUCGUCCCGCGGCUGGGCACGGUGUUUGCGUGCCUGUACACCACCAUCGUGCUCAUGUACCUGAGGAACAUCUUCCGCACGGUCGAGUUCAUCAUGGGCUACGACGGCUACCUCGCAACACACGAGGCGUUCUUUUACGGCUUUGACUUCGUGCCCAUCUUUGGCUGCGUUGUGCUUUUCUGCGUGUGGCACUUCGGCUACUAUAUGCCGGUCAAGGGCGCGGGCAGCGGCUUCUCCGCCUCGUCCACACCGGUUGCUCCCCUCAAGCUGGAAUUGAUGGAGGCCGGGCAAUAUCAGAAGGAGGCCGGGCAAUAUCAGAUGGAGGCCGGGCAAUAUCAGAAGGAGGGGAAACCGGCGGCUGUAGCAGAGUCCAGCACCGCCGCGGUGGCGGGCUCGGCAGUAGCAGUGGCCCCUGCGCCCGUCGGCGGUAGCAGUGGUAGUGGCGGCGUGCGCACGUGCUGGAUGUGCCCGGCACGGGGGGCUGUCAGCAGUCCGCGCGCGGUUGGCAGCAGUGGCGCGAGCAGCGCUGCUCUGCCACUUAGCAGCCUGCCGCUAGGCCAUGCAGCGGAGCGGGGGAAUGUGGUGGUUACCAUUCCUUCCUCGGCAAGUGAUUAGAUUUGACGGUGCGGACAGAAGAGCUGUUGUGGGAUUAGCGUGCUGUCGGGUGCGGCUGCUGCAUACAGCGCGUCUGGCGCGCUCGUGAUGUGAUACGGGCGCGCUCUGUGUGUGGUACUGUCCUUGGUGAUGCUGUGCAUGCGCUAGCAGAACUGCAGGAGCUUGUUGAAGAUUGACUCGACCCGCAACUUAAGGGGCCUCGGUAACUCACCCGUCAUGAACUGAAGUGAUAGCGGUGAACUUCUUAUCGUGUCAAUCUGUAUGGUAGUACGGUACCGGUAUCCAGGACUCGCAGGCGGCUCGCUGACUGAUGCUGUGAAGGAAUCUGGAUUUUGGACAAGCGGUGUAGCGGCAUGGGCUGUGUGGCUUGUGACCCGGAGUGUCAUGUUUAGCAUACGCAUUGCACUUGCCACUGUUUUUGGCUGAGCUGUGGUGAGGUUCUUGCGGCGUGUCGCCAAGGACAAGGUGAUGAUAUGAGUCAUAUGACGCCAGCUUGCGGCAAGGGAUUGGGAAUGUAGAUGCCGCCAGCUCAUUCAUGACACAAACAUAUACAUACUCGACAAAUGGCGUGUGUUCUGCAUCGUAACAUUCCAAGGCGCU